Molecule: messenger RNA, 2085 nt
Organism: Closterium sp. NIES-67
Lineage: Eukaryota; Viridiplantae; Streptophyta; Zygnematophyceae; Desmidiales; Closteriaceae
Source: the annotation of a GenBank genome assembly
AUCAAAACAGUAGCUUUUUCUAGCUUCUCCGUACAAGGCAGUGACACAGAUGCGCGUGGAAGAUAAGCCUUCUUUUCCACAAAGCGUUUGCUCAGAUUGACUUCACGCCGCGGAAGAAAAGUGUAUGAACGAACCGUUCGUGUGCUAGUAGUACUCACUGAGAACUUGUUCGCUUAGGCUACAGGCGCCAACUUUGCGAGUUUUCAGUACAUGGCGGGCCUCCCGCCAUCUGCGGGCGACGGCGACGCGGCACCGCCGCUGCGCGCGCAGAUCGCGUUGAACAUGGACGCCAUGGUGGCGCAGCUGCGCGACGACGCCGCCCUCGCGCGCCUCCCCGACGCCGCGCUGCUCCAACAGUCCGCCGCCGCCGCGCGCUUCACGGAAAUCAUGGCCGCCGCCUCGCUGGGCGCGCGUGGUGCGACAGGCGCCCACUCGCAAGCGCGGGAGCAGGGAAGGCCGCAGGUGGAUCUAGGCGAUGCAGGCAGCAACGAGAGCGCUGUCCGGCGGUCGACCGCGGCCGCGACGGGUGUGAUUGCAAGCACUGCAGGCUCUGAGCGCCGUAUAGGCACAGAAAGCAUCAUGUCGAUGAUGGAGACCCGAUGCAUGACCAUGGGCGAGAUCGGCCGAGGCAUUGAAAUGGGCGCGAAUGAGAGACGAGGGCCCACGAUGGACGCGGCGAGUUGCCCCAAUGUGAGAGGUAACGGCAAUGAGCGACGCAACCAAUUGCUCCUGCUGCAGAUGCACUUGUGGCAGCAACGACAGCGCCAGCAGCAGCAGCAGCAGCAGCAGCAGCAGCAGCAGCAAGAGCAAGCACAGGAACAGGAAAGGGCCAUGGAGCAACAGCUACUGGCAUUGCAGCAACAGCAGUGGCAGCAGCCCCUGCCGUGGCAGCAGCAGCAGCAGCUACUUUUGCAGCACGAAUUGGCUCAGCAGCAGGGCCUGGUGUUGCAACACAUGGCCGCCAGACACCUGACCGCGGGGCAUCCGGUGCCAGCAGGGCAUCAGGUGACAGCAGGGCAUCCGGUGCCAGCAGGGCAUCAGGUGACAGCAGGGCAUCAGGUGCGCAGUGAGGUAUCGCAUGCCGCCUUGCCUGACCUGCAGUACCACGACGUUGCCGAGCCUCACCACUCCCACUCACCGCACCAGUACCAGCAGCAGCAGCAGCAGCAGCAGCAGCAACAGCAACAGCAACAGCAGCAACAGCGGCAGCAGCAACAGCAACAGCAGCAACAGCGGCAGCAGCAGCAGGCGCAGCUAGCCGCGUUGGAGCAGCAGCUGACGGCCAGCCUGGCGCGGCGAGAUGCGGCUUUGGCGGAGGCUGGGGGGAAUGAAGAGGCCCGCGCGCUGGAAGAGGAGGGGGAGGGCGAGGGGGAGGAGGGGGGAGUCAGGGAAGGAUUGUUUCAUCCUUUGCUGUCCUUUACUCUCCCUGUGCCUCACCCUCUCUCCCUCCCUAAAACCCUCCUAUCCUCCUCACGCUCUUCUCACUCCCUUUCUCCCAUCCCGGCCUCCCUUGUGCCUUUCGCCUGUCCCCCUGUCGCCUCUUUCCACGCCCGCUUCAUGGAGGGGCUGCAGCAGCUGCAGCAGAGCAUACCGUACGCGGCGGGCAACGAGGAGACCGCCUCCAUGCUCGAAAACGUCGUCUCCUACAUCCGCCAGCUGCAGGACGACUGCAGUGGGCUCGAGCACAUGCUCGUCUCCACCUCCCCCUCCUCCUCCACCCCAGCCGCUGCUGCUGCCGCUGCUGCCGCUGCUGCGUCCCUUCCAGUAGCCACCAGCAACGUCAGUGCGCUGCUGCCACCGUCCCAUUUCCCGCCCUUCAUGGUACCGCGGCAGUCACCACCACCGCCACCACCCUGACAGGCCGCUGCACGUCCACCAGAGUUAGCACUCAGCAAGUCGCCUCGUCCUUGCCGCCUGCAGGCUUGUCGUGUGGGUGCAUGUGCAACGGGCAUGGGCGUGCAUGAACAAGGCAUGCCACCAUGCCACCAUGUCUUGUCGCUUUCUGCACUCUUGUCUUGAGCCAUCGUGCUUCUCGGUAGCAAUGCCAGUGUGUGCCCGUGUCUCUUCAUAUCUGCAAUGCAUCUG